This is a messenger RNA of Aspergillus oryzae RIB40, 720 nucleotides long. RefSeq lists its product as uncharacterized. The coding region runs from base 1 to 720 and encodes 239 amino acids. Gene Ontology annotation, molecular function: catalytic activity. The transcript has a single exon. Lineage: Eukaryota; Fungi; Ascomycota; Eurotiomycetes; Eurotiales; Aspergillaceae. The record is from RefSeq and is a predicted model, not a curated record.
AUGGCCCGUCUCCGAGAGCUCAUCGCAGAUGUGGACGUAUUCAUCCAGGGAUUCCGGUAUGGAUCCUUGGACAGAAAAGGCCUUGGGCUCCGGGAUAUGUUAGAAUUAGCUGCGAGCCGUGGAAAAGGCAUUGUAUAUGUGGAUGAGAACUGCUAUGGUCCAGAUGGCCCCUUUGCUGAACGCCCAGGCUGGCAGCAAAUUGGCGAUGCAGCCUCCGGCUCUUCCUAUGUUAUGGGUAGGUCGUUGGGAUAUGCGGAUGAGAAAUGCGUUUUACCCCCCUUGCCAGUGUCCGAUAUGACUACUGGUGUAGUAGGUGCACUGGCAGCCAUGAUGGCUAUUCGCGACCGAGCAGUCAAAGGAGGCUCGUACCAUGUUCUUAGCUCUUUGGUUGCCGCAGACAACUUAUCACUGGAAGAGGAAGUCGGACUGUAUCCCCUAGACGUGGUUCGCGAGACGGCCGAGAAGUUUGGAUUUGUACCCUCAACUCCAGAUCAGUAUGUUAUGGAAAUCCUGCUCCAAGUCAUCGCUGGUUGGAAGAAGGGCCGGCCUGGGUACCUAGAUGAGGAUUCCCCAUUGAUGACCACUUUCGACCAAGGGCCAUGGGGACGGCAAACCUUGCUCAAGCCAGUUGUCAGGCUUGAUGAAGAGGCAGUAACUCCCCGCUGGACUACUGCCCCUGUACCCAAUUGCUACCACGACAGGAACAUCAACUGGCAUUAG